Molecule: messenger RNA, 3351 nt
Organism: Serendipita indica DSM 11827
Lineage: Eukaryota; Fungi; Basidiomycota; Agaricomycetes; Sebacinales; Serendipitaceae
Source: the annotation of a GenBank genome assembly
AUGCCACCUCGAAAGUCGACCAAACCGAAUCAGAGUCCUCUACUGCUGCAGGGAGAUCUUCAAGAAAGAGGAUCAGUUACAAACAACGGCCAGUAUCGCACUGGAUAUAGUCGCAAAUCCUGCAAAACAACAAAGUCGAUCAUUGAUACUAUCGACGAUAAUCAAGGAGACUGGAACGACCUAGUACGCCGCCUGGAGGAAUAUAUGUGGGCUAUUGAGAGCCAAAUCGACUCUCUCGAAAAGUAUCCUCCAGAAGAUAGAGUCGUCGACGAAGCCUUUAGCCAGCCACUCAUUCGUUAUGUCGAACUUCUCGAGGAUAUUCAUUGCGCGAUCGUCAAUAAUGCGCAUAAGAGACCUCGCACCAGGCGCAGUGCUGUUAUGGCCAUCGGGAAUGUGAAGAUUGACGCUGGACUCAUUCGCAAGUUCAAUCGAGAUAUCGAGGACCGGCAUAGGCAGUUCAUGGAGGCGUUGGCUCUUUUCACAGGUCAUCGUAUCCAGGUCAUCGAACAGCACACUAAAUCGACAGCGGCCAAGGUUGAAACAAUCGUCUCGGACAUCGAUGCAUCUUUCAUAUGCCAACUCCAGGUCGUGGCAUUCGUCCCGUCCUCAGUCCAUAGCACCUGUUUACAAGGGACUCGUCUGGAUGUUCUCGAGAAAAUCAAGACAUGGGCCGAAGACGAUACAUCUGAUAAACCAAUAUUCUGGCUCUGCGACGUAGCCGGUUCGGGCAAAUCCACCGUCGCAAUGUCGGCAGCGGAGACGUGGCCGAGACGUCGAAUACCGAAAAGUUCUGCUCGACGAAAGCGGGUAGUUCUCAUCGUCGACGCCGUGGAUGAAUGCAAAUCCGGACCGCAACGAAGCGAACUUCUCGACACGUUCGUCAAAGCCGCUCGAGAAAGCAGGAAUCUCAAGAUCUUCAUUACCAGUCGGCCAGACCCUGUAAUUGAAUCAGUUCUUCAGCCACUCUCAAUUAAAUCCAAGCUCGAAGAUCGGCUCCACGAUAUCACUUACCGUGACAACAUGGAUGACAUCGCCACCUAUGUCCAUGAAUCACUCUACACCGUUCUGCCCGAGGACAAGCGGCAACAGCUCAUUGAGAAGGCGCACGGAUUAUUCAUCUGGGCGAGCACCGCAUGUCGAAUGAUCAAUAGCAAGACAGCAUGGGACACCCCCGAGACUAUAUACGACUGGUUGACUUCGGUGGACCAAAGUGGAGAUAUAGACGAUGUAUACAAGCUCAUUUUUGAGCGCGUAGACCCCAGAUUCCACACGGUCAUGUGCGGCAUGCUGGCACUACUGCUUGCCGCAUUCGAACCACUGACCGCCAACGACCUCGACAACAUUCUUAAGCAUAUCGGACUACGCGGAUACUCCGAUGCGUUGAUUCGGAACCUUGGAAGUGUCAUAUACAGGACAAAGCAACAAAAGUUAUUCAAUUUCGUCAUCCGACUCUUGUUGAGUACCUGCAACGCUGCUAUGACACUCCAGUCCCCGAAGAAUCAAGCAGCAUCUACAUCAACAUUCACGAUGCACAUGGUCAAAUUGCGUCGUGGUGCUUCAGUAACCUUCAAUCGACAGGAGGACUCAAGUUCAACGCAGAUGAUUCGGAUCCCAUACAUAUUAUACUGGAUGGAGGUGCUGAGCUUCAUCCAAGGGGUUCCUCGAGCUAUAGAUGGCCUUCGGGCUAUGACUCGAGAUACUACUGAGAAAGAGACAAGAAGUCGCAUAAUGGAUGUGAGACGAUUUAUGAUGGCAUUUUCAGUACCUAUUCAAGAGAGUGCUCCACAUAUCUACGUCUCGGCGCUUCCAUUCACUCCUAUAGAAUCAUACCUGCAUAUGGAGGGCUUAGAUAUGUAUAAGGGCACUCUCAAGGUGACAAAAGGGCUCGAACAGAGAUACCGAGGACUUCCAGAAGCACUUCGUGGACAUACAGAAGUGGUCGAGACAGUCGCAUUUUCACCAGACGGCUCGCGAAUCGUCUCUGGGUCGUGGGAUCAGACAAUUCGACUAUGGGAUGCGGAGACUGGCCAGUCGUUGGGAGAGCCACUCCGAGGCCACACAGGCCCGGUCACCGCCGUCGCAUUCUCACCAGACGGCUCGCGAGUCGUCUCUGAGACUGGCCAGUCGUCGGGAGAGCCACUCCGAGGCCACACAGGCGCGGUCACCGCCCUCGCAUUCUCACCAGAUGGCUUGCGAAUCGUCUCUGGGUCGUGGGAUGACACAAUUCGACUAUGGGAUGCAGAGACUGGCCAGUCGUUGGGAGAGCCACUUCGAGGCCACACAGGCGAGGUCAGCGCCGUCGCAUUCUCACCAGACGGCUCGCGAAUCGUCUCUGGGUUGUGGGAUCACACAAUUCGGCUAUGGGAUGCAGAGACUGGCCAGUCGUUGGGAGAGCCACUUCGAGGCCACACAGGCGAGGUCAGCGCCGUCGCAUUCUCACCAGACGGCUCGCGAAUCGUCUCUGGGUCGGAUGAUCAGACGAUUCGACUAUGGAAUGCAGAGACUGGCCAGUCGUUGGGAGAGCCACUUCGAGGCCACACAGGCGAGGUCAGGGCCGUCGCAUUCUCACCAGACGGCUCGCGAAUCGUCUCUGGGUCAUGGGAUAAUACGAUUCGACUAUGGAAUGCGGAGACUGGCCAGUCGUCGGGAGAGCCACUUCGAGGCCACACAGGCGAGGUCAGCGCCGUCGCAUUCUCACCAGACGGCUCGCGAAUCGUCUCUGGCUCGUGGGAUGACACAAUUCGACUAUGGGAUGCAGAGACUGGCCAGUCGUUGGGAGAGCCACUUCGAGGCCACACAGGCCCGGUCAGCGCCGUCGCAUUCUCACCAGACGGCUCGCGAAUCGUCUCUGGCUCGUGGGAUGACACAAUUCGACUAUGGGAUGCAGAGACUGGCCAGUCGUUGGGAGAGCCACUUCGAGGCCACACAGGCGAGGUCAGCGCCGUCGCAUUCUCACCAGACGGCUCGCGAAUCGUCUCUGGGUCGUGGGAUCACACAAUUCGGCUAUUGGAUGCAGAGACUGGCCAGUCGUUGGGAGAGCCACUUCGAGGCCACACAGGCGAGGUCAGGGCCGUCGCAUUCUCACCAGACGGCUCGCGAAUCGUCUCUGGGUCAUGGGAUAAUACGAUUCGACUAUGGAAUGCGGAGACUGGCCAGUCGUCGGGAGAGCCACUCCGAGGCCACAGUGGUGUGGUCAACGCCGUCGCAUUCUCGCAAGAUAGCUUCCUAAUUAUGACCGGCUCUGCAGACUCCACAGUUAGACUGAGUGACACCGCGUUCGGUUCGUUCCACUUUACCCCUGUUUCACCGUCAUGCUUUAAGCUCACAAAUUCCCCUAGUUCAGCCAUCUAG